Aspergillus saccharolyticus JOP 1030-1 is the source of this 733-nucleotide messenger RNA. Its product is annotated as heat shock 9/12 family protein. The transcript is spliced from 3 exons. The coding region runs from base 394 to 663 and encodes 89 amino acids. The record is from RefSeq and is a predicted model, not a curated record. NCBI's taxonomy places the organism in Eukaryota, Fungi, Ascomycota, Eurotiomycetes, Eurotiales, Aspergillaceae.
CUUCGCAAGCCUCGGCCUCUAAAUUGCAGCCAGAGGCCAUCCACAUCCGUCAGACCAUGACGAUCGUUGCGAUCUGGCCCCAUUGAUUGGGACUGGGGUAAUCCCCUCAUGAUGACGUUGAUUCGUUGGUAACUCUUCCAUGGAAACACCCCUGGAAACGAAACACAGGACCGAGAUGGCGUAUGAUUAUGGAAGGUAUGAAAAGAUAGAUGAGCACGACGUCAUCGAAGACCGUCUCUGGAGUGUUCGGGAUCUUAUAUAAAGCCUUCUUCAUCGCCUCUCAAACCAUCUUUCUCCCAUCAUCAAACAAUCUCAAGCAAUCUACAAAGCUCUUCUUCAAACUCUCACAACCACUUCCAAGAACAACUUCCGUUCAACCACAAAUCAAUCAACAUGUCUGACACCGGUCGCAAGGAUUUCUCUACCAAGGCCAAGGAGGAGAUCACUCCCGACUCCACCAAGUCCACCCAGGACAAGGUCAAGGAGACUGUCACCGACACCACUGAUCGCCUUGCUCGUGGCACCCAGUCCGACAACUCCAAGUCUACCACCCAGGAGGCUUUCGACAAGACCCAGCGCUCCCAUGACAACCACGCCCACGGCGGCUCUUCCGGCUCCAUUGGUGACAAGAUCAAGAACGCUGUCGGCCUCGGCGACAACUAAGUUCCUUUCACCAAGAACUGAUCACAACUGUAUCAUGGGAUAGCGGCAGACUUUCGGGUCUGCUGGCCGG